Molecule: messenger RNA, 1677 nt
Organism: Prionailurus viverrinus (fishing cat)
Lineage: Eukaryota; Metazoa; Chordata; Mammalia; Carnivora; Felidae
Gene: SLC35F4
Product: solute carrier family 35 member F4
Exons: 8
Coding region: 203-1660 (485 amino acids)
Cellular component (GO): membrane
Source: RefSeq, a predicted model, not a curated record
UCCGCCGCCACCGCCGCCGCCGCCGCCGCUGUGAUGCGGAGCCGGUGCUGCGCCGGGCGGUGGAGUCAGAGCCCGGGCGCGGGAGCACGAGCUGCAACAUCAGCACCGGCGGCGGCGGCGGCAGCAGCACCUGCACCAGCUCCCGGGCCCCGCGCUGCGCUCUCCGCCCUGCCGCGCCCGGGGCCGCCGCCCCGCGCUCUCUAUGGAUGUCAAAGCGGCCCCCAACGGGGUGGCCACCAUCGAGGACCGGAUCCUGCGGAUCACUGGCUACUAUGGCUAUUACCCGGGUUACUCCAGCCAGAAAAGUACCUCCAGAUCAUCAGUUACUCGAUGUAAACCAGGAGCCAACUGCCCCAGUUCACACAGUGGCAUCAGUAGGCAACUGUCCCCUCUUUCUGUCACCGAAGACUCUUCUGCUCCUAUUCUUGAACUUCAGAGCCGAGGAUCUUCUGGAGUUUGCGGACAUAGAGUCGAAAGGCAGAACAGAUCAGGGGAUGAUGGAACACAGACUCAUCCUGAGAACAGCAGCCAAGAAAACAGAAUCAAGGCUCGCUGCCGGUCAUGCACGUCCAUGGUUCUGAAGGCCGUCUGGGGACUUUUGAUCAUCUUGUCAGUCUCAUCGUCUUGGGUUGGAACCACACAGAUUGUAAAAAUUACUUACAAGAACUUCUACUGUCCAUUUUUCAUGACUUGGUUUUCAACAAACUGGAACAUUAUGUUUUUCCCAGUCUACUAUUCUGGUCAUCUGGCCACUGCUCAAGAAAAGCAGUCUCCAAUGAAAAAAUUCAGGGAAUGCAGUCGGAUUUUUGGUGAAGAUGGUCUGACAUUGAAGCUCUUCCUUAAAAGAACUGCUCCCUUUUCUAUUCUAUGGACUUUGACUAAUUACCUGUAUUUACUGGCUUUAAAGAAGUUGACAGCCACGGAUGUCUCUGCUCUGUUCUGUUGUAACAAAGCCUUUGUCUUCUUGCUGUCGUGGAUCGUGCUGAAAGACAGGUUCAUGGGAGUGAGGAUAGUUGCUGCAAUAAUGGCCAUUACCGGCAUCGUCAUGAUGGCAUAUGCAGAUAAUUUCCACACUGAUUCGAUCAUAGGAGUGGCCUUUGCAGUGGGUUCAGCCUCUACGUCUGCAUUAUACAAGGUUUUGUUUAAGAUGUUUCUCGGAAGUGCCAACUUUGGUGAAGCGGCACACUUUGUCUCCACGUUGGGUUUCUUCAAUUUAAUCUUCAUCUCUUUCACCCCGGUCGUCCUGUAUUUCACCAAGGUGGAACACUGGUCCUCAUUUGCAGCUCUGCCGUGGGGCUAUCUCUGUGGGAUGGCCGGGCUGUGGCUGGCCUUCAACAUCCUGGUGAAUGUCGGCGUGGUGCUGACAUACCCAAUCCUGAUCUCCAUUGGGACAGUGCUCAGCGUUCCUGGAAAUGCAGCUGUGGAUCUCCUGAAGCAGGAGGUGAUAUUCAAUGUUGUCCGCCUGGCCGCUACGAUCAUCAUCUGCAUUGGGUUUCUGCUGAUGCUCUUGCCAGAGGAGUGGGAUGAAAUUACCCUCAGAUUCAUCAAUAGCCUGAAGGAAAAGAAGAGCGAGGAGCAUGUGGACGACAUUACUGAUUCCAAUGUACACCUGCGGAGCAGAAGCAGGGCCAAUGGGACAGUGUCUAUACCACUGGCUUAAUGAGGGACCCAUUUUGA